Molecule: messenger RNA, 837 nt
Organism: Rotaria sp. Silwood1
Lineage: Eukaryota; Metazoa; Rotifera; Eurotatoria; Philodinida; Philodinidae
Source: the annotation of a GenBank genome assembly
AUGAUGUUUAUAUUAUUCAUUAUAUUUCUUAUCCAUAAAAGUCAAUCAUUAGAAUGGAAUUGUACUGAAAUAAAACAUUAUCUUUUUUCGAAUGAUCAAAUAUAUGAACAGUGUACAAUAACAAUUGAAUAUAUAUCAUCUGAACAACAACAACAAAAACAAAUAUGUAUAACACAUAGUUUAUCAAUAAAAACACUUCCAUCAAUAUCAUUUUUAUCAAAUUAUAAAAUGCAUACAUUUAAAAUAAAUUCAUGUCAAUUAUUAACAUUAAAUCAAUUACCAUUUUUAUUACCAUCAUCAGUUGAAUAUCUUGAUUUAAGUUAUAAUUUAUUAACAACAUUUACUUUAUCAUUUCCAUUACCAUUAUAUCUUAAAUAUUUACGUCUUGAUAAUAAUCCAAAUUUAAUUAAUAUUAAUUUUGGUCAUAAUCAUAUACAAGAACAAUUAAUUGGUCUUAGUCUUCGUCAUAAUAAACAUAUAAAAUUAACAUCAUUACCAUUAUAUUUACAACAACUUGAUUUAACUAAUUGUAAUUUAUUACAAUCAUCAUCAAUAUUAUUAUUAUUAAAAACAUUAACAAAAUUAACUCAUUUAUCAUUAGCUAAUAAUCAAUUAAAACAAUUACCUAUAUUUAAUAAUAAUAUACAACUUGAAUAUCUUAAUUUAUCAAAUAAUUAUUUAACAUUUAUUAAUAAUGAAUGGUUACAUAAAUCAUUAAAAAUAUUUGAUCUUAAAUUUAAUCAAAUAGAAUCACUUGAAUUUUUUCAUGAAUUAUUAAAAAUAAAUCGAACAUUAAAAGACUAUAAUUAUAAUCAAGUAAGUAUGAAUAUUUAUUAA